AUGAACUCACAAUCGCAAUUCGAUCCGGCCGCCAUGAUCGGGCUGGUCGGAGUCUCACCCGGGAGAACAGAAGACAACUUUGACAUUUUCGAAUGGUAUCCACGGUAUCAAAGCUGCCAACGCUAUUUCCUCGAUCAUGCACAACACAGCGUGCCCGUCCAGGCACUAUCUGCCUUUUUGAACAUCAAAUUACCCUUCCAACGACAACCAAACCCGAUCAUGAAUUCAAUUCCCGUGUCCGCACCAUCUCCAGCAGGAGCGGCACCACCAGGCCCAACACCAUCAGGUCCGCCCGCCGUCUCUUUGAUACCGUACAUCCGCCGUCUGGUCGCCACGGGCAUGGAUUUCCCAGGAGUACUGCAUGGAUUCUUCGGCGACGACUGGGGCACGGGCGUUGGCCCUUUGCACGAGCAAGAACGUCGCAAUUAUCUAUUCGCUGCGAAGAGCGGCGGCUGGGCAUCCGUGAAGAAAGAUUACGAUAUCCCCCCGCUGGAAACGAUUCCAUUCCUGCGCCCGCUGCAGGGUUCCUUGGACGCGGAGAUUGAGGCCGCGGAGCGCAGUUGGAGCGAGUGGCUUGCCAUGGAGGACUGGAUGGUUGGUCCCCGUGCGCCAGAUAUUCUUCACGACUCUUCUUCACAGAAUUCGCGGCCAAGGAGUUCUCGCUGA
Molecule: messenger RNA, 666 nt
Organism: Penicillium subrubescens
Lineage: Eukaryota; Fungi; Ascomycota; Eurotiomycetes; Eurotiales; Aspergillaceae
Exons: 1
Coding region: 1-666 (221 amino acids)
Source: RefSeq, a predicted model, not a curated record